Vigna angularis (adzuki bean) is the source of this 1098-nucleotide messenger RNA. Its product is annotated as GDSL esterase/lipase At1g23500. NCBI's taxonomy places the organism in Eukaryota, Viridiplantae, Streptophyta, Magnoliopsida, Fabales, Fabaceae. Bases 1 to 1098 code for a protein of 365 amino acids. Gene Ontology annotation, molecular function: hydrolase activity, acting on ester bonds. The record is from RefSeq and is a predicted model, not a curated record. The transcript is spliced from 5 exons. Gene Ontology annotation, cellular component: extracellular region.
AUGGAACAGUUAUUUUGGGAGAGAGCAGUAUCAAUUGUGUUCGUUUUCUUUGCUCUGAGAUUUCCCAGGGCAGUAGCUACUAAACCAGUAGUUCCAGCAUUGUUUUCAUUCGGAGACUCGAUUCUUGAUACAGGAAACAAUAACAAUCUUCAAACGAUGAGCAAGUGUAAUUUUCCACCCUAUGGAAAGGAUUUCCCUGGAGGAGUACCUACAGGAAGAUUCUGCAAUGGAAGAAAUCCCACAGAUUUGAUAGCAUCUGCAUUGGGAGUAAAAGAAACAGUGCCAGCAUAUCUUAGCACCACCUUGACUCCUCAAGACCUCAUCACUGGGGUUUCCUUUGCUUCUGGUGGUUCUGGGCUUGAUGAUCUCACUUCUAAAGUACAGGGAGUUAUAACAACGCCAGCCCAACUGGCGAUGUUCAAAGAAUACAUAGGAAAGCUGACAGCAGUUGUCGGACAACAACGUGCGAGUGAGAUCCUAGCCAACAGCAUUUUCCUUGUUUCUGCCGGCAACAACGACGUUGCCUUCACCUAUUCUUUCCUUCUUGCCACCACACGUCCUUUCCCUCAAUAUGUCUCUUAUUUAAUUUCCCUCGCUACAAACUUCUACAAGAGUCUAUAUGAUCUUGGAGUACGAAAAGUGUGGGUGUUAAGCACAUUGCCACUGGGAUGCUUACCUGGAGGUAGAACAACAGGUGGAGGGCCAUUGAGAUUUUGUGCAGAACUUGCGAACAUGGAAGCACAGACAUUCAAUGGGCAGUUAUCAGCAGCAGUUGAUUCUCUCAAAGCCAGUCUUCCAAAUUAUGACAUUAGAUUCGUCGAUGUUUAUAAUCCUUUUCUUAGUAUUAUUAAUAAUCCACAGGCAUCAGGGUUUACAGACGCCGGUGAAGCGUGUUGUGGGACUGCUCCAUUUGGAGUUUCAGGGCUGUGUAACCUUCUGGAUAUAUGUCCAAAUCCUUCCACUUACAUUUUCUGGGAUUUUGCUCAUCCGACCGAGAGAGCUUAUCAGCUUGUGGUGAAUUCUAUUCUUCAGAAAAUGAACAUGAAUGUUCCAAGCUUUUUUGCUUCUUCUCAUGUUAACACUUCUAUCACAAAUUAA